GCGAUGAUCGUGUCCAACGUGAGCUUGAGCGGCUGCGCGGGGGUCAACAGCCCUGUGUGUGCAGCGGCCGGGGAAGGGCACCUGGGGGGAGACACAUACCAGACCACCCUCACCCCGACAGGGAACCUGGUCGUGGCUGUGUGUCUGGGCUUCAUCGGCACUUUCGGACUAUUGAACAACCUGCUGGUGCUCACGCUCUUCUGCCGCUAUAAGAUGUUGCGCUCACCCAUCAAUCUGCUCCUGAUUAACAUUUCCAUCAGCGACCUGCUGGUGUGCGUACUGGGGACUCCGUUCAGCUUUGCUGCCAGCACGCAGGGAAGGUGGCUCAUAGGAGAAGGCGGAUGCAUGUGGUACGGCUUCGCCAACUCCCUCUUUGGCAUCGUCUCCCUUAUCUCCCUGGCUGUCCUCUCCUAUGAGCGCUACAGCACCAUGAUGGUGCCCACUGAGGCGGACUCCUCCAACUACCGGAAGAUCUCCCUGGGCAUCACCCUGUCCUGGGUCUACUCCCUCAUCUGGACCGUGCCGCCACUCUUUGGCUGGAGCAAAUAUGGCCUUGAGGGUCCCGGGACCACCUGCUCUGUCGACUGGACGGCCAAGACGGCGAAUAGCAUAUCUUACAUCAUAUGCCUGUUUAUCUUCUGCCUCAUCGCACCGUUCCUGGUGAUCGUGUUCUGCUAUGGGAAGCUGCUGUGCGCCAUCAGACAGGUGAGUGGCAUCAACACAUCGAUGAGCAGGAAGCGUGAGCAACGCGUGUUGUUCAUGGUGGUGGUCAUGGUGAUCUGCUACCUGUUGUGCUGGCUGCCUUACGGCAUCAUGGCCCUGCUGGCCACCUUCGGGCCGCCGGGCCUGGUCACGCCCGUGGCGAGCAUCAUCCCCUCGCUCCUGGCUAAGACGAGCACAGUCAUCAACCCAGUCAUCUAUGUCUUCAUGAAUAAACAGUUUUACAGAUGCUUCCGAGCCCUGCUGCAUUGUGAGGUUCCUCGACGAGGCUCCAGCAUAAAGAGCUCCUCGAAGAUCACCACCAAGGCCAUGAGGGGGAUAGCAAUCACUAGUCCGCGCCACAUCAACGACUUCCUUUUUUUGGUAGCCUCCCUGGGUCAACCGGCUGCCUCCAUGCCCCAACUGGGCCCCUAUGUGGAACCAACCCUUGAUAUCACCAAAGGCCCCUCUUCAGACAACAAACCUGUCGACGUAUCGAUUGCUGAUGAUUGGCUAUAACCAUGAAAUCUGAAAGUACCAAGCCAGGAAGUCAUGAAUACUGAGAGGUAGUGUUGCAGAGGCAUGGACCGCAGGGAUUUAAGUGGAUUUAACGUGGCUGUUGCUUCAGCUUUAAAAUGGCUAGUAGACAUGAUCGACUGGUAACAAAGGAACGUCUGGGAAGCCCUCUGGACAAUAUAAACCGGCAGAAGCUGGAAGUUUGUGUUUCUUUGCAGAGAAAAAGUAUAUAUAUUAGUCUUUCUAGGAAUGGGCAUUCAAAUGAUUUUCUUAUGACGAUGGAGAAAGAACUGUCAGACUGUUAUGAUAAGAGAAGAGGAAUUGUAGGGAUCAAUAAUUUUUUGCAAUAUCUAAUGUUUGGUAAAGUAUUCACUUUGAUAUGACAGAAAUGUGCUCAGAGUUCAGGAGGGAUAAGAUGUAUUUUUGUAUGGUUUGGUUACCGACUGUGGCACUGGUUACAAAGAUUAGAUUAACACACAAGUUGUUUAUUACUGCAAACAUUUUGAAGUCUUUUUCUAGACUAGACAAUAUAAAAAAAAUAAAGAUUAGAGUAAUGCACUGGUAAUGAUUUUAAAGUAUCAGUCUUUUUAGCUUUUAUUCUCUGCAUUGAAUUCAUCACUCGUCACUUUGAAAUGCAAAAGUACUUUUCAAUUAGGUGGAUUGUUGGAAGUAGCAUGGAUAGCAUGCUAAAGGCAUUAAAGUUGUCAGGAAUAGUGACCUAGGCAAAGUGAAAUAAGUGCAUGUUGGAGAGUUACUGUAUAGGUCCUCCAAUAAUUAUGUGCAUGUGCACUGUAAGUAUGCAAGGUUGUAGAAAUAGUGUCUGGUAAUGUUCACUGGAUAACACUGAUACUUGGUAUCGGCAGAAGUCCUCUCUGGACGGAUAUGUUCACGUGUACUUACGACUACGAAUUCUGGUUUUUGUUAUCUAUGCUGGACCCAAACCCAAAGCGCAGGAUGUACUAUGUGUUGAAGAACCGAUGUCAUAGGCCCUUUAACAAUGAUCAGCAGUUCAGUGCCUUGCUCAUAGGCACAUAGUCAGCAGUAUAUGUGGACAGGCUCUACUCAGAAUUUCCACAGUAGUCAAACUAUUUGCUUCCACAAAAGUCAGCCUACUGUGUUUAACAGGCUUUGAAUUAUUGGUGUCAAAGAAAAUCCUGACAAGAAACAGAAAUGACUUUCUAGCGUUUCACGUAACAUUACAAGGACUUUACUCGAGGCGACAGAUGGAAUAAUCUGUUCUGUAUAUAUUGUUUGCCUAUGCUUGCCUGUAUUUUGUUCAAUUUUUUGAUUAACUGAUUUGAAACUUUUCUCUUCUUGCAAUACAAAGAUAACUGGAGUUUUUCUAAAGCAGUUUAUCAAUGCUGUGCUGUCAGUGAAUGUCUAAGCUAUAUGUGGUGUGGUACUUUUCGCUACUGCAUAGGAUUAGUGUAUGUGUUUUUUUUGUAAUUCUCUUUUAGCACACUGUUUUCUAUGUGCUGUGAAUAUCUUGUAUACAUUAAUGUAAAUGAGUUGAUACCAAAGCUACAGAAAUUGUAAUUUUUUUUGAGGGGAGCUGUUCAAUAAAGUUUUUUUUUUUUA
Messenger RNA from Cottoperca gobio, 2793 nucleotides. RefSeq names its product teleost multiple tissue opsin a (gene tmtopsa). The record is from RefSeq and is a predicted model, not a curated record. Gene Ontology annotation, biological process: visual perception; G protein-coupled receptor signaling pathway. Gene Ontology annotation, cellular component: membrane. Lineage: Eukaryota; Metazoa; Chordata; Actinopteri; Perciformes; Bovichtidae. Gene Ontology annotation, molecular function: G protein-coupled receptor activity. The transcript has 4 exons. The coding region runs from base 4 to 1218 and encodes 404 amino acids.